AUGUCUAAACAUCCACUACAGGUUUACACAUUGAGGACAUUGACUUUCAAGUUUUCCAUAGCACUGGAUGACUCUGGAACGGAGAGUUUCCUCAGGGAUCCUGACACUUCUCUUUGUGACUCCACUCAAGCAGAGGACAAAGAUGAAAGUAUCCGUUCCUCUCAGACAUUCGGCUCGUCCUCUUCUCUGUCUGAAGAAAAGACUCAUCCCGCUGAUGACAAAUCACCUCUUAGACCCAAGAGUCCUGCAGGGGGCCGCUUUGACCACCAUGACUUUUUAGAGAAAUAUGUUGGCAUUGUGACACUGCCAAACCAAGUCCAACAGAAAGCAGUGAAAAGGGGAUUUGUGUUCAAUCUGAUGGUUGUUGGUGAGUCUGGCUUAGGCAAAUCCACUCUUGUCAACAGCCUUUUCCUCACAAACCUCUAUAUAGACAGAUGCAUGCCUGAUGUUUCAGAGAAGAUAGCUCGGACAGUAUCAAUAACAAAGAACACUGUAGACAUUGUUGAAGAUGGAGUAAAUCUAAGACUCACUGUUAUUGACACCCCUGGUUUUGGAGAUGCCCUUAAUAAUCAUGAAAGCUGGAAGGCCGCAGUUUAUUAUGUAGACCAGGAGAUGGAGAAGUACCGCAGAAAUGAGAUCGGGCUGAACCGUAAAAACAUAACAGACAACAGAGUGCACUGCUGUCUGUACUUCAUUUCGCCUCAUGGCCAUGGUCUCAAACCAAUUGAUGUGAACUUUAUGAAGGCCCUGGAUCAGAAGGUCAACAUUGUGCCUGUGCUGGCUAAAGCAGACAGCCUCACUCCAAAAGAGACCCACAAUAUGAAGUCAAAGAUUUUGACUGAAAUUGACAAAUUCAAAAUCAAGAUCUUCCAGGUCCCAGAUAGUGACCCAGAUAAUAAAGAUCUCUUCAAGCAGCAGACUGAAGAGAUAAAGAGAAGUAUACCCUUUGCUGUUAUUGGGAGUAAUGCAGUAGCAGAGAGAAACGGCAGGAGAGUUCGAGCCCGUGUCUAUCCAUGGGGUAUUGUAGAAACUGAGAAUCCAUCUCACAGUGAUUUUGUGCAUCUGAGGAACAUGUUGAUCCGCACACACAUGCAGGACUUGAUACAUACAACCCACUAUCUGUUGUAUGAGAACUAUCGUAUAAAUUGCCUGUGCAGGAACCCAUUAUUGGUAUAA
This is a messenger RNA of Sinocyclocheilus anshuiensis, 1176 nucleotides long. Its product is annotated as septin-2. The transcript is spliced from 10 exons. Bases 1 to 1176 code for a protein of 391 amino acids. Gene Ontology annotation, molecular function: GTP binding. The record is from RefSeq and is a predicted model, not a curated record. Lineage: Eukaryota; Metazoa; Chordata; Actinopteri; Cypriniformes; Cyprinidae.